This is a messenger RNA of Anisakis simplex (herring worm), 174 nucleotides long. The record is from the annotation of a GenBank genome assembly. Lineage: Eukaryota; Metazoa; Nematoda; Chromadorea; Rhabditida; Anisakidae.
UUCAGCGAUAUGGUUCAUGAAUUCCUUGGGCAUAUGGCAAUGUUUGCUGACCCACGUUUUGCGCAGUUUUCCGAGGAGAUCGGUCUGGCGUCGUUGGGUGCAUCUGAAGAGGAAUGCAGGGAAAUUGCUCGUGUAAGUGAACUCAUUCUAACCAACUGUACCGUACGAUCAUGA